UGUAAAACGACAGUUCCUGCUACCUUGGUUCUUUUGAACUACAACCUAUAAUUCUUCAUGAUAUUCUUGAUAAAUGAGUGAGAGUGAAAUAUAUUAUGGUGAUAUUGAUAAAGGACAAGGAGUGAGAGUGAAAUAUAUUAUGGACAGCUAAAUUUUUAUGGACAGCACCAUGUCCUCCUGCUCGUCUUCGUUUCUGUUUGCUUUUGAGACCGAUCUGCGGGAUCAGAUUGUGUCUACAACGCAGGAAGAAACCGGAGCUGACGGGUGCAAAAUCGGAGCUAGUCCUACUUUUCAGAGGAAAACUGAGAGGAAAAUCGAAGCGAAUCAAAGGAUGUGGUUAUGGCUUGAAUAGAUGAUAAUGAGGGAGGAGGUAGUUGUCCAAUGUCCUACUACUUCAUUUAGUUUUAGUCGUCCUCCUAUUCGUCAUCUUUAAGAUUCAGAAGUUCUCGUUUUUAAAAAAUAAAGGGCUUUCGAACUAUCAUGAGCGAAAAAAAAGUUGUCGUCCUCUAAUUCUGCGACGCGUCCAAGAGGAGCUUCGCGUCAAAGCCUUGCUAUACGAAAGACUCUUGACCAGCAACGCGAUCUCCGUCGUGGAGCGUGAGCAUAGUGGAGUCCAAGAAGCCGAGUCAGAAUGUGACAGGAUGUGGGACAUCAUCUUGAAAAGUCAGCAAUGGAGGUAUAACGGCAUGGGUCAAGAUGACGCGAACCGCCUCGAAGAUGGUGGACCAGACAAUAUUUUGACGGGAGCGCCUGGGAACUCAUUGCCGGCUAUAAUAGCUAGUGCGACAAGUACUACUGGCAGAACAAGAAACGCCUCUAAUGGUAGAGCUCAGCCUGUUGUGAAACCCCUUGUGCAAACUGCUGCUGCUGCGGGAGGUACAGGUAUAGGAACUUCGACAUCCUCAUCUUCCUACGGUACUACCACAGCUGCUAGAAAUAGCAACACCAACUAUGCUGGUUCUUCAGCAUCUUCAGCUACAGCAUCAUGGUCCACUCGCACUACCAAUACAUCAGCAGUUGGAGGUAGAAACAUAACUACAGUUGGAGGUGGAGGGGCUGGGACAACAACUACUUCUAGCAAGAAUUCGAUGAACCUGAGUUCUGCCAGUAUACUGGCAAGCUCUAGCAUAUUAGGAAAGAACGCAACAGGCAAAAAAUCGUUUAAUACUGCAUUGAGUGGCACGGGAUACGACCCAUCGAGAAAUUUGAACCUAGUAGCGCCAAGAUUGCAUCGCGGUGGGAAGACUGGGGGACUUUACGAACUACUCAGUUCUUUGCUUUUUCUAUGCAGAUUGCGGUACAUCAAAAUCGUCCAUGAUCUGCUAGCUGCUAAAGUCUCUUGCAUACUCUUUCAUCUUACCUUUCAUCGCUUUCCAUCUAGCAUAAACCGGCAUCAUUCAGAAGAUGGAUUUCAUAAUCGUAUCCCGCCUCCUCUCAGUCUCAGAAAAAUCUUUCUAAUUCUUACAGCCAGAUCCAGAAAACGAUAUGAAAAGUACUGGCGCACUCCUUGCUGGCGGUCCUUCAGGACAAAGUUCCGGAGCAGCCUCGUCUGUGGUAAGCAAGAUUCGACAUGCAACAUCAGACAUUCAUUCCUUUCUCUCUGCGCAGAUGGCGUCGUUGAGUGAUCAACAAAAUUCAAUCACUCUGAAGAUGAACAAGGUUGAUGAACCUCCUUUUUGAGGAACGUUGAACAAGGGUACUCGAUGUGUGCAAUAUUUUUUCCCCGCGCCCUUGUUGUACUAUUAAAGCUAAAGGGUCGUGC
Molecule: messenger RNA, 1762 nt
Organism: Amoebophrya sp. A25
Lineage: Eukaryota; Dinophyceae; Syndiniales; Amoebophryaceae
Source: the annotation of a GenBank genome assembly